AGGACCCAGACUGUCUACUAAAGUGCCUGAGAAGUCACUGUAAAGGCAUUGUUUGCCAGAUGUUCUGCUAUUAUGAUCAAAAUAAACAACCUGCUUGUCUGUUUAACAUUAAAAAUUGUAUAACAUUUAUUAAGUAUAUCAAGGAGGAGGGCAGCAAGAUUUUCGUAUCUGUAGGAAGGCGCUAAAUGCACUUCAAGUACAGGUGAACGUUGAAACGAAAGGAUUCAAAAUGUAUCACAACAGCUCGCAGAGAAAAUACUGGACAUUUGAAAACGAAGAUUGCUUGGAAAAACUGAGAUGCCAAGCCAAUCAGAAGUUUCGUGACAAGAUUAUUUCUAGCGGAAAGGUCGGGGUGCAUGAGUCGUUACUGUUGGAUCCUCUUGAGGAAGAUGUGCUGUUCAAGCACUACGAGAAGAGGCUUCUCGACUUCUGCGCUGUUUUCAAGCCGGCCAUGCCCAAGUCUGUUGUGGGUACAGCAAAUAUGUAUUUCCGAAGGUUUUACCUGAACAACUCCUUAAUGGAAUACCACCCCAGGACUAUCAUGCUGACCUGUGCGUACCUGGCCUGCAAGGUGGACGAGUUCAAUGUCUCCAGCUCCCAGUUUGUGGGGAACCUGCAGGAGAACCCGGCUGCUCAGGAGAAGGCCCUGGAGCAGAUCCUGGAGUAUGAGCUCCUUCUCAUCCAGCAGCUCAACUUCCACCUGGUGGUGCACAACCCCUACCGCCCCAUGGAGGGCUUCCUCAUUGACCUCAAGACGAGGUACCUGGCUCUGGAGAACCCAGAGAUGCUGCGGAAAACGGCGGAUGACUUCCUGAACCGUGCCACCAUGACGGACGUGGGCCUCCUGUUCUCGCCGUCACAGAUUGCCCUGACGGCCGUGCUCAACAGUGCCUCUCGAGCAGGUCUCAACAUGGAGAGCUAUCUGACUGAAUGCAUGGGACUGAAAGAUGACAAGGAAACUCUUUCGAAGAUGAUUGAUUCAAUGAGACGAACAAAAAAUCUUGUCAAGAAAUACGAGCCUCCAAAACCAGAAGAAGUUAUUGCUUGCAAACAGAAGCUGGAGAGGAUUCAUGCUGAAUUUGCCCUCAACACGAACCCGAAAAGAAAGAGGGGGUAUGAAGAUGAUGAUCAUGUCACAAAACAACACCGUGUUGCAGAGGAGGAGUGGACCGACGAAGACCUGGAGUCUCUCUGAAGGAUGGAGCAAGGGUGUGGUAUCUACGAGUGUCUUUGAACCUUGAAUUGUAAAGAAUGGAGGAGUUUGAUUGCAUUUCGCAGUGGCACCCGACCUGCAUCAGUGCGACUCUGAUAGAAAAUGCUUUUAUAAAGCAGAAGUUGAAAGGAUGUGUCCUGGCUGAAUGGCAGUUACACUGCAGCACAUGGGUGUAACAGUGUUGUCUAUUUGUAAAGGUCAUCUGGUUUCCUGUUUCUUUUUU
Molecule: messenger RNA, 1436 nt
Organism: Megalops cyprinoides (Indo-Pacific tarpon)
Lineage: Eukaryota; Metazoa; Chordata; Actinopteri; Elopiformes; Megalopidae
Gene: ccnh
Product: cyclin H
Exons: 10
Coding region: 230-1195 (321 amino acids)
Biological process (GO): regulation of transcription by RNA polymerase II; regulation of cyclin-dependent protein serine/threonine kinase activity; DNA-templated transcription
Cellular component (GO): nucleus; transcription factor TFIIK complex
Molecular function (GO): cyclin-dependent protein serine/threonine kinase regulator activity
Source: RefSeq, a predicted model, not a curated record